AUGGAGUCUAAAAGCAUAGGCAAAGAUUCUAUGCUAGGGUUUUAUAUGAUGCCUCCUACAAUAGAUGAGAACUUUGACCAAGUCGCAUACCAAGAACAUAUAAAGAAUCUUGACAAAUUAAUUGACGCCCAGAAACUGGAGGUCGAAAACUUCUCGCCUGAUGACUUCAAAAAUCACCAAUUGCCUCUAGCUCGAAUUAAAAAAAUAAUGAAAUCCGACGAAGAUGUCCGCAUGAUAAGUGCAGAAACCCCCGCACUUUUUGGGAAAGCGUGUGAGCUGUUUAUAAUAGAGCUGACCCAUAGAGCAUGAAUCCACACUGAAGAAGGAAAGAGAAGGAUUUUGCAAAAAAACCACAUCACGGCUUGCAUUGACAAAACAGAUAUUUUCGAUUUUCUCCAAGACCUCGUCCAUACAAGAAAUAGUUAG
Molecule: messenger RNA, 426 nt
Organism: Blepharisma stoltei
Lineage: Eukaryota; Ciliophora; Heterotrichea; Heterotrichida; Blepharismidae
Source: the annotation of a GenBank genome assembly